GCUGGGGCGAGGUUGUUGCCAUGGCGUACUCUGCGUUCCGGAAAGUGGCUUUGGCCUCUUGCUUAGUGUUAUGUUUGUCGCUGCUCCUGCCAAAGGUCUUCCGUUUGCGGGGCUGGAGGCAGCCAGAGCCCUCCACUGCCGUCCCGUCCACUCCGUCUGCCAUACUCGAGGGAAAAAGCAGUAGCCACUUUCCUCCAACAGCGCAUCCCCAGAUAUCUCCUGAAGUCAGACCACCUGCUCCCCAUUUUCCAAGAUCUCACCUUGCUGAGGCCAUUGCCAAAGCCAAGGGGGGAGGCGGAGGAGGAGGUGGGGGAGGCAGCAGUAGUGGGAGAGGUCUUGUGGGACAAGUCAUCCCAAUAUAUGGAUUCGGGAUCCUUUUAUACAUCCUAUACAUUCUUUUUAAGCUUUCUUCAAAGGGGAUGAUCUCAACAGUUGAGCAUAAAUGUCCUCCUUCAGCACCUGGAAAUAAAAACCGGAAGAUUACUGACUAUGAACUUGCUCAACUUCAAGAUAAACUGAGAGAGACCGAAGAAGCCAUGGAAAAAUUAAUCAACAGAGUGGGACCCAACUGUGAAAGCAGGUCCCAAAAUGUCACAACUGAUCAGGAGAAAAGGCUUCUUCAACAACUCCGAGAAAUUACUAAAGUCAUGAAAGAAGGCAAACUCAUUGACAUCAUCUCCCCAGAGAAAGAAGCAGAAGAGGCUCCUUAUAUGCAAGACUGGGAAGUGAACAAGGGCUCUGCAGCAGGAUCUGAGAACCAGCAGACCACAUUCAGUGCUCAGAGUGGGACUGGCCAUAACUUUGAGGAGUGCUACUGUUGCCAUUAUGAAGAGGAUGAUCCUGCUGUUCUGGCAGAAAAUUCAGGAUUCUUCUCUGAUAGCUGCAGUGAAACAGAAGAGCUAGUCAAAGGGGAGCUGCUGAUGGACUGUGAUUAUGAAAAUAUGGUAUUCACAGAGCAAAAGGAUGGAGAUCCUGAUGAAAUUGGUAUCCUAAGAAAGCAAACAAAAGGCACUGAGUUGCUAGGACACUGAGGAUUGUGCACAAUCAUGUCACUGUUACAGACUGUGAUCUUUGCUUUUAGGACAAAGCUUAUCUUCUCUGUUGUGUGCCCAGUUGAAAUCCUGCAAUGGUAUUAAUUCUCCCUUGCUAUAGCCUCCAAAGAUUUUGAAAACAAGAUCAUUUUACAUAGUUUUUCUAUGCGCUUUCCUUCAGCUUUUGUCUUCAAGGGUAUAGCUUAAGUUUACUGCAUUCCCUAGCCCUGUAAAAAGUGCAAAAAGCAAUCCAAGAAUGGGAAUGUUCUAAUUUUUCUCACUAUAUUUAUGUAUUAAGAACAAAACUAGUCCUACAUAGGCUGAUGUGGUUCACUUUUAGUAGCAUAUAUGAGCAGCAAAUGAUCAAUACAUUUAAUCAUUAUAAGAAGUACAGUUUAGAUAGAUCUCCUUCCUUUUGCUAAGAAACACAAGCCUUUCAUAUCUUAAAAUGAAGCUAUUACAGCAUGCAAAAGAUAUUUUAUAGGCCUGUGAGAAUAUUCAGUUGAUGUAGUGGUUUGAUUCAAAUUUCCAAGCUGAAUCUCUGAAGGGAUGUGAAAUACCAAACUGAAUUGGAUGUUAAGCCUGUCCAGUGGGUUGGAUUUGAUUAAGAAGAGAUUUGUUGGAUCACACAAGAGUGCAACACCUGCCUGUGACUCAUUAAAACUGCCUUAUUUCUAUAGGACCAUGCAGCUGCUGCAGAGAGGCUUGCACUGCAGUCAUGCAAUCCUGGGAACAGACGUGAAUGCUUCCUAAAUGAGUUUGCAAACAGAUGCUGAGCUUGCAUUCAGGCUCCUGGGAAUUCAAAAGCACCACUUGUGAAUCAAAUCUGAAGCAUUGCACGUCUAUAUUAGACACUUCUGAAUCAAUCUGAAAAGAAGUCCUAAUUUGGAGAUUUGAUAAGCUUUUGUGCAUGUGCACAUUUUUUCCCUAAUAGAAGUGAAAGUCUAAAUUGAUCUAUUUCCCCAAUCAGUUCACAAAUCUAAGUAGAAUAGAAAAAAAUGUGAUUUUUUUUCAAAGGUUCCAAAAUUUGAAUCAGCUUGAGGUUGAUUUGCACAUUCCUAGUACUUUAGUGUCACCCCAUCCAGGAAAAUACCAGCUGCUCAUCUUGCCUGGUAGCCAGAAUUCCUCAUAAUUGAUUGGUUGCUUCAGUCAUCCCCAGCUGGGACCUUCAAGAUAUAUUAGGUUGCAAUUUCCAUUGUUUCCUGGCAGUUUGAUGAAUUGCCAUUGGAGGGAAGUGACAGGGAUUUUUCCCCAUGCAGUGACACAGAUUGGGGAAAUCUAAGUAUCUUUUUCUCUGUCUAAUUAAGAAAGACCAGGUAGUGUCAUUUUUUGCAAAGAUUGCUAAUACAUAUUUUUUUAAAGGAAACAAGCAAUCUCUCUCAUCUCAGUGAUAGCUCAUUGUUUGCUAUCUUGAUUUUACACUGAUGGCUUCUAUCACAUCUUGUCAAAUUACACUUCAGCCUGGGUGUGUUUGGAUAGAAUCUAGAUGAAAUGAAGUCAGAACUAAAGUUUUGCAAGAAGCUGAUACAGAACCUGUCUUAGCAGCAUAGUGAAAAUCUUAAGAAACAAGGGGAUUGCAUGUGAUAUUCAGGAUAAAACUAGAUGAUGGACAAACCAAGUAUCAUUGUAUCCCAUUUCUGCAUAUUUGCAAACCAAUGGUAGCUUGAUCUACACUGGAAUAUUUUUUUGCUUAAUAAGAUGAUUUCCAUACUAGUGACUUAUAACAUCUGCACAGCAUCAUUCAACUACCACUGAAAUGAUAUAUAAAGCCUGCCCACAUUACUGCUAUUCUGGCACAACAAUGGUUGGAUGAACCUAGAAGAUGCUAUAAAUUACUAUGCAGAAAUGUCCUAUAUGUUAAAAUUGUCUGUAAAUUAUCAUUAUCUAGUAUGUAAAUGUAUUCUUUUAUGCAAGUUUGCCUUCAAAGGAAUACACAAGUACAAAGAAGGGUCUUACUAAGUCUGCUUUGUCCAGCACAAUCACGUCUCUUUGUUUCAAGUAAGGAUGGGGAAGACUGAGCCAAGCAAUAUUAGGCAUAUGUACUGA
Molecule: messenger RNA, 3077 nt
Organism: Candoia aspera
Lineage: Eukaryota; Metazoa; Chordata; Lepidosauria; Squamata; Candoiidae
Gene: RIC3
Product: RIC3 acetylcholine receptor chaperone
Biological process (GO): protein localization to cell surface; synaptic transmission, cholinergic
Cellular component (GO): neuron projection; intracellular membrane-bounded organelle; neuronal cell body
Source: RefSeq, a predicted model, not a curated record